This is a messenger RNA of Microthlaspi erraticum, 2109 nucleotides long. The record is from the annotation of a GenBank genome assembly. NCBI's taxonomy places the organism in Eukaryota, Viridiplantae, Streptophyta, Magnoliopsida, Brassicales, Brassicaceae.
AUGUCACAGUCAGGUAAACCGAAUCCUGAAUCUGACACUCUCGCCGAUCGUCUCCGCGAUUCAUUGACCACCGAAGUCAAUAAACCGGAUUUCCGGGAGCUAGAUCUCGGUUCGCCGGUUUCCCCGCUUCGUUAUCAGCCACGUGGACUCACCACCACCACAACAACCACCACCACAAGUAGUAGCAGCUCUAGCUCCUCCGGAUCUGUAACCGGUCGAAUUAGACAUGCUCCGGUUAUCGGGAGAUCCGAUUCGGUUCGCGGUAGUCAAUCCGGGUCGAGUGGGAAUCUGAGAACAACGAGUCAAUCCAGAUCGGACUCGGGCACGACUUCUAAUUCACAACCACUCGUCUCCUCCGCCAGUCAAAGCUCCGCCACUUCUCCAGCCACGGCGGCGAAUGUACUUCCCACCGGAAACAUCUGCCCCUCCGGGAAGAUCCAAAUCACGGGAAUGACGCAAAGCCGCUCGAGAAGCGACGUUCUCGGAUCUGGAACGGGGACUUACGGACACGGAAGCAUAAUGCGAGGCGGAGGAAGCUCUAUAUCUCCGGCGAAACCGACCACCACCACCGGAUUAGGAUCUCCGAGACACGUAUCGAGUUCCUCGCCGGUAACUGUCGGUGGCGGAAGUAGUAGCCCCGUCGCGGCGGCGGAGAAUCUAUGGAGGAGAGCGGUUUUAGGUUCGGAUGCAGAGGAAGUAAAGAGAGUGGGAAACGAAAUGUACAGAAAGGGAUUGUUCAAUGAGGCUCUGAAGUGUUACGACAGAGCAAUCGCUUUAUCGCCGGCAAACGCCGCGUACCGCAGCAAUCGAGCCGCUGCAUUAACCGGUUUGGCUCGUAUCGGUGAAGCUGUGAAAGAAUGUGAAGACGCUGUGAGAUCGGAUCCUAACUAUGCAAGAGCUCAUCACCGUUUGGCCUUAUUGCUUAUUAGAUUAGGUGAGGUUAAUAGUGCAAGGAAGCAUCUUUGUUUUCUUGGAAAAGCAUCAGAUCAUAUGGAGUUGAAGAAGCUUGAAGCAGUGGAGAAACAUACGAGCAAAUGCGGAAAUGCUAGAAAAGUCGGUGAUUGGAAGGCGGUUUUGAUGGAAGUAGAUGCUGCUAUUGUCUCUGGAGCCGAUUUCUCUCCUCAUCUUGGUAUGUGUAAAGUGGAAGCACUGUUGAAACUUCACCGGCUUGAAGAUGCACAAUCGAAGCUGUUAGAAGUUCCGAAAGUAGAGCCGUUCCCGGUAUCUUGUUCGCAGGCUCGGUUUUGUGGUAUGGUUUUUGAAGCUUAUACAUAUUUUGUCAAAGCUCAAAUGGAUAUGGCGUUAGGAAGGUUUGAAAAUGCAGUUAUAUCUGCUGAGAAAGCUAGCCAAAUCGAUCCAAGAAGCAACGAAGUUGCUAUGUUACACAAUACUGUUACAGUUGUUGCUAGGGCUCGCGUCCGUGGUAACGAUCUUUAUAAAUCAGAGAGAUACACGGAGGCAAGCUCUGCUUAUUCAGAAGGGCUUAGGCUAGAUCCGUGCAACGCGAUUCUGUAUUGUAACAGAGCGGCUUGUUGGUUUAAACUUGGAAUGUGGGAACGUUCGAUUGAAGAUUGUAAUCAAGCGUUGCGUUUCCAACCAAGUUAUACAAAGCCACUUCUUCGGCGAGCUGCCUUAAACUGCAAGAUGGAAAGAUGGGGAGCUGCAGUGAGUGAUUAUGAAGCCUUGAGAAGGGAACUACCUAACGACAAGGAAGUUGCUGAGUCUUUGUUUCAUGCUCAAGUUGCGUUGAAGAAAUCUCGCGGAGAAGAAGUUUCGAAUAUGGAAUUUGGUGGUGAGGUUGAGGAAGUUUACAGUCGUGAACAGUUUAAAGCUGCCAUGAAUCUACCAGGAGUUUCGGUUAUCCAUUUCUCAACAGCCUCUGAUCAUCAAUGCAAGCAGAUAUCUCCAUUUGUGGACUCACUAUGUACUCGUUACCCAUCUAUACACUUCCUCAAGGUGGAUAUCGAUAAAUGUCCUUCGAUAGGUAAUGCAGAGAAUGUGAGAGUUGUGCCAACAGUUAAGAUAUACAAGAACGGUACUCGGGUUAAGGAGAUUGUAUGUCCAAGUAGAGAAGUAUUGGAGUACUCUGUGAGACACUAUAGCGGUUAA